AUGCAGUAUGUCUUGCUCAUGCUUGCUCUCCCAUUCUUUGAUGCCUCAGGACAAGUCUCACCUGAUUUCAACUUGACUGAACAACCCUUGUGUAGAUUGGUGGUCAGCUGGCUGCUCGAACAAAAUAUCGACAAGACAUCAGAUGAACAGCUGAGGUUCUUUUUGUUCUUGAACCCAGACAAUAAACUGAUCGAUUGUUCGGAGGAACUUCCCGACAGAAAGCUCAACAACUCAAACAUUGUGAAGGAUUAUAAGAAGAAAUGCUCCAAAAAACCAAGUUUGAAGGACAAGAGGAAUUCGUUGCAGCACCAGAGGCAGAACAGCAGUUCGGGCACUAAAUCACCUCAGCCUCCUCUCCAUCAGAGUGAGGAUGAAGAUGACGUUAGCACAUCUAUGGUUGCAUCUGCAGUUGUUGCUGACAAAAGCUUCAUAUGCCUGGCCGUUCUUGACCAGCGCUUGGUGAGCGUGUCAAUAAAGUUUCAGUCGGAUGAAAACGUUCGCAAGAUGUCGUCUGGUGAUGAUGACAACACCACUGAUGAGGUCAUCAUGACAGUCGAUCGCAACCAACCACAGUGUCUCAUGACACAUCUCUCUUCAAUGUCAACUGCCAGAUGUGGCUUCGGAGUUGGAGUGGCAAAUGGAAACAUCAUUGCUGUUGGUGGUUACGACAGAGGUGAGUGCUUCAACACAGCUGAAAUAUACAGUCCAAUCACAAACUUGUGGUGUCCUAUCAAGCCGAUGAGCACACUUCGUGGAAGAUUUUCUGCCAGCAUGUUGAAUGGCAAGUUGUACGCCUGUGGAGGUUCCAAUGGCACGAAUGAAUUGAAUUCGAUUGAGGCAUACGAUGUCGCCAGUGAUACCUGGAUUAAUGUUCCUGAUAUGGCUAUCAGGAGGUCUGGUGCAGGUGUGGCAGUGUGUGGUAACAAGUUGUUUGUAGUGGGUGGCUUGUGUGGCUCCAAAACGUUAUCUUCGUGUGAGAUGUAUGACCCAGCUGCCAACAAGUGGACCAAUGUUGCUAAUCUCAGCACUGGUCGUUCGCAGGCUGCAGUAUGUUCGUAUGGUGAAACGUCGAUUGUGGCGCUUGGUGGCUGUGAUGCCUGGAACUUCAUGAACACCUGCGAAUGUUACGACCCACUCACUGAUACGUGGUCCUUCCUGCCUUCACUCGUCGUCGCCAGGAGAGGAGCCGGGGCCGCGUAUUUCAAAGGAAUGUUAUUUGUUGUGGGAGGCAGCAACGAGCAGACGACCUUGACAUCUGUGGAAAUCUUUGACCCAGACAACAACUGCUGGUUUGCUGGUCCUAGUCUUGGCAUCCCUCGAUCCAUCAUGGGAGUUACCGUCCUGGAAGGCAACAGACUUUUUGUCAUCGGUGGAUUCAGUGGGAAGAAUUUUUUAAAAUCUCUUGAAUGUUUAUCUUAUGAUUCGGAUGAGUUCUGCUCCUACUUGCCUGCUGGCUCCGAUAUCGAGAGCAUUAUGAGAGCUGACAGUAUCAGGAAGUUUAAGUUUCAGAACUGUAUGUCAUCGAGAUCCAGCCACACCAGUUCGACAUACAGUGACUCUCCAAAAUCACCGCAACUGGAUGAUGUGGCCAACACUGUCACAAGAAACAUCAACUCAGAUUCGGAAAUCAGCAGUAGUUGUUCCCUCGAAGAUUUGAACAAAGAUUAUCACUUCAACCAUCACUCAACUACGAGUUCGGCAUUCGGUGAUAAUAAAAUGGUUAAUGGUACUGCUGCUGCUGCUGCUUCUUCUCUUGCUGGGGAUGCUUCCUUGAGUAAUGGCGGUGGCUGUGGUGAAAUCAGCGGCAAUCAUGUUGAUCUCUAGGUGCAGAAUUUCUCGCGUUCUUGUUUACGAUUGAUGAUAUAUAUUUUUCAGUUGCAUUUUAUCGAAUUUCUUGAUUAAAUGGGUACAUUUAAUUGUUGUGACGGUUUAUUUUUAAAACAUUAGUUUUAAUAUCGUUGUGAAUAAUUUA
Messenger RNA from Helobdella robusta, 1972 nucleotides. RefSeq lists its product as hypothetical. The transcript is spliced from 10 exons. NCBI's taxonomy places the organism in Eukaryota, Metazoa, Annelida, Clitellata, Rhynchobdellida, Glossiphoniidae. The record is from RefSeq and is a predicted model, not a curated record. Gene Ontology annotation, molecular function: protein binding. Bases 1 to 1824 code for a protein of 607 amino acids.